This is a messenger RNA of Ostertagia ostertagi, 7833 nucleotides long. The record is from the annotation of a GenBank genome assembly. NCBI's taxonomy places the organism in Eukaryota, Metazoa, Nematoda, Chromadorea, Rhabditida, Trichostrongylidae.
AUGAAGUCCGUUCCGUUCAAAGAGUUUUUUUUUCUUUUUAGGGUAACAGAAGAUAUAGUGAAGGCGCAAGAACAAGGAUCUCAACACCGGUCAGUGACACCCCGAACACGCUCCAGUGAUCGGUCGCAGGCAUCUCCAUCCGGGAGACUAUCUCCAAUAGAAGUUAAGGUGGAUGAUGAGUCGGCAACACCGUCGGCUCCCACGAAUUCUCUCUUAUCUGUGAACAGAGCAGAUUUUGGCGCUGAAUUCUCAUUACAACAGAUUGCUUCAGCCAUUCAGAAAAAGCGGAGAGACGAUGAGCUUGAACAAGAGCGAGCUCAACAACGAGCUAUAAGGGAUGGUAAGCGAGUCUGCGCUUCAAUUGCAAAAAUGGUUCGCGAAUUUUGGAUGAAUGUGGACAAGGUCGUGGAACAUCGAGCGCAGGAAAUUCUGGAAGCCAAGAAACGAAAAGCGCUCGAUGCUCACAUGGCCUUUAUCGUUGGUGAGGCUGAUAAGCUGAGCUCGAUAGUGCAAGAAGGUUUGACGCAGGAUAGGGCUUCUAAAACACCUUCGGUCAACUCACGUGAUGAGGAAAAUGACGAUGAUUUUUGUGCAAGUGAAUCUGAGUCGGAUGAUGAAGUAACCAUUGAGCGUGAGGAGGCGGCAAUGCAAGAGCAGGAAAUCGAAGAUGUGAAACAAGAAGUAUCAGCUCUAAGCAAGGAUGCCGAUCAAGACAUGGAUGACUUUUUGGCUUCGCUGCCACCGGAGUACUUGGCUUCGCUUGGCUUACAAUUACCAUCAAAUUCUGCGGGUUCUACUGAAUCUCCGGCAGACUCUGAAGGGGAGGAUGACAGCAGGAAGUCGAAGCAAAAGGAACGUUCAAAAGCAGAUAAGAUUCGAAGCGAGAAUGACGACGGGAUCGAAGAAGUUGCUGCGAAACGUCCGAAACUUGAAGAGGCAUCAGAUGAGGAUAGCACAACUGACAAAAAUAUCGCUCAAACAUCUGCACCGGUCGAAGAGGCGCCAAAAACAGCUGAAGAAGACGAAGUGAGUGCCGACGAAGAGGAUCCUGACCGACUGCAGGACCAAGAUGCUAGUUUGGAAGGUAAUGGAGAUGGUCGUGGUAUGCUCGAAAGUGUUGACUACUCGAAACUGAAUAGUGUGAAUAGCGAUGAGCGUCAACAAGAACUAGCCAAUAUCGCGGAAGCAGCGCUGAAGUUCCAACCGAAAGGUUACACUUUGGAAACAACCCAGGUCAAAACUGCGGUGCCUUUUCUGAUCAGGGGAACGUUACGUGAGUAUCAGAUGGUGGGAUUGGAUUGGCUGGUCACGUUGUAUGAGAAGAAUCUGAACGGAAUUCUUGCUGACGAAAUGGGUUUGGGAAAAACGAUCCAAACAAUAGCCCUGCUGGCUCACCUCGCCUGCUGCGAAUCCAUCUGGGGACCGCAUCUGAUAAUUGUGCCGACGUCAGUCAUCCUUAACUGGGAAAUGGAACUGAAAAAGUGGUGUCCUGCGUUCAAAAUCUUAACGUACUUUGGUACACAGAGGGAUCGUGCGGAGAAGCGGCGGGGUUGGUCUAAACCGAAUGCGUUCCAUGUAUGUAUUACAUCUUAUAAAACCGUCACAACUGAUAUUCGUGCCUUCAAAAUGAAGGCUUGGCAAUAUCUCAUACUUGAUGAAGCGCAGAACAUAAAGAAUUUCAAAAGUCAACGAUGGCAAGCACUCCUCAACGUGAGAGCGAGAAGACGCCUUCUCCUUACUGGUACUCCUCUUCAAAAUUCUCUGAUGGAGCUUUGGUCGUUGAUGCAUUUCCUGAUGCCAGCGAUUUUCGCCAGUCAUGACGAUUUCAAGGACUGGUUCAGUAAUCCUCUCACCGGAAUGAUGGAUGGAAGUGUUGAGUUCAACGCUCCUCUAGUACAACAAUUGCACAAGGUGUUACGCCCUUUCAUUCUGAGAAGGCUCAAGAGCGAAGUGGAGAAGCAACUUCCGAAAAAGACGGAACAUGUUAUUAAGUGUCCAUUAUCAAAGCGUCAGCGAUAUCUCUACGACGACUUCAUGAGUCGGCGGACAACUCGCGAAAAUUUGAAAAGCGGUAACGUGCUCUCUGUUCUUAAUAUUGUUAUGCAAUUACGAAAGUGCUGCAAUCAUCCUAAUCUGUUCGAGCAACGAUCUGUGCAAUCGCCGAUGUGUCUACACACUAUGCGAGUUAAUAUGCCAGGGCUGAUAGUAGAUCUUGAUGAGAAGGUGUUCGGUCGUGAUCUUCCAGAAUUUUUUGAUUUGCGCAAGCGGUUCACAGGGGUCACCACUUCAACUGUUGGCAAAGUACCUCUAGUCAAAGAAUUGGCUGAAUCCAACGAUGCUCGUCCACCGAUCGUGCCCGGAUUUCGACUAAAUAGACCCAUUACAAGUGGAACGAACAUUCCCAGCGCUGCACAUUCAUCAGAGAUAGCGUCGGUUGUCGACGUGAGUGCUGCUGAAUUGCAACGUGCUGGAUUUGCCCAAAAUGAAAUGGUGCUCGUCGUUCGUGAUGGUGAAGAUAUUGAAAGUUUGCUGGGUAGCAAUGCUGGCGCCCCGAUCCCUAUGCGAGUAAGAGUAAAUGAUGGGCGUUUAGUGCUUGAUACGGAUGGCAUGAAGCAGAAUGGAGCUGGCGCCAAACUUUGUCAGGUUGUUACGAAUGCAAAUGGUGAGAAAACCUUGCGUGAAGUUUCCAAUCGGCUGGCAGAACAUACAACUGGAGGAAAUGCUCCCGUUCCUGUAUCUCAAGUGGCUAACCCAGCUCCUGCCGCAGUCGCCGCAAUGCCAGGAGGAGCAGCAUCGACGGCACUUCCAGCUUCGCCUAUAAAUGCUCUCAAGUCCGAACGAACACCAUAUGGGCAAUAUCUCAAAAACACUUCAACCCCCGUACAUCAUUUGCUCCGUUGUACAACUGCAGUAUCCAAAGUAGCGCCUCUGACGGUUUCGACAGCUACUAGUGGUUUCCACUAUACGAUGCAGAAUGGCGGUGUUCAUGAAUGUAGUGAGAUGAGUGACUCCAUUGUGGAUCUGUCCACGUCCCUCAGCCCUCCUUUGAAAAGACGUCGUAUCUCGUGCCCACUCAAGGACCUUGUGUCGGGAGAAUUUGCAGAUCUUGUACCGGUGGAAGUGGUGCAGCGUAUGGAAGAAAACAACCGGUUGAGAUUACGACGUAUUGUGGAACGCUUUGAAUGUCAGCAGCGACCUUUCUAUUCCAAACAGCUGCUUUCUUUGUUAAGGAAUUCAUUUGUUGUUCAGGAUGAGCAGGAUGAGGAUAACGAGCGGAGAGGAUUGGGAACUGUGAAAAGUUCCGCUUCUUUUGAUGUUCGGGAAUCUCUCAACGAAUGGGUUCGCGAAGUCAUGGAACGAUUCUGGAUCUGGGUCAACCCAGCUGUGGCAGGUGCACCGGCGUUGCAAACGUCGUCAUCAGGUCGUGGAUACAGUGUCCGCGUCGCAGAGCAACGAAUUGCCGAGAAAUGUCGUGAACUGUUGUCUUUGGCUCAUCCCUUGACACACACAGCACUUGUUGCUUCGCAGCUGCAUUUCCCUGAGCUUCGCCUCAUUGAAUAUGAUUGCGGUAAACUGCAAGCUUUGGCACGACUUCUUCGUCGCCUUUAUGCUCUAAAACACCGCUGUCUGAUCUUCACACAGAUGUCACGAAUGUUGGACGUCUUGCAAGCUUUCCUAUCUUAUCACGGGUAUCAAUAUUUUAGACUAGAUGGCACGACCGGUAUUGAGCAGCGGCAGGCGAUGAUGGAGCGGUUCAAUGCUGAUUCGAAGAUAUUUUGCUUUAUUCUUUCUACUCGUUCUGGUGGAGUGGGUGUGAACUUGACGGGAGCAGAUACAGUUAUCUUCUACGACUCGGACUGGAAUCCUACAAUGGAUGCUCAGGCACAGGAUAGGUGUCACCGCAUUGGUCAAACUCGUAAUGUGACAAUUUUCCGUUUGAUAUCUGAAAGAACCAUAGAGGAAAACAUUCUCCGCAAGGCCAACCAGAAACGACGGCUGGGUGAAAUGGCGAUCGAUGAUGCUGGCUUUACACCAGAAUUCUUCAAACAGUCUGACAACAUACGUGACUUAUUCGAUGGUGAUGUAGAAGUUGGCGAUAUUGACAUUGGAGAGCGUCCCAAAAGUCAGAGAGAUGUUGAGAAGGCUAUGGCCGUGUUGGAAGACGAGCAAGAUGUGACUGCGGCAAAGUUGGUCCUCGCGGAAACCAAAGCCGACAUUGCCGAAUUUGAUGAGACGCGAAAUGUUGGUGCCUCUGAAAAUUCGCUGGGCGGUUUCUUUAGUUGCCUUGACAGCGAAGAUCCUCUUGAUGAGAAAUACAUCGAGUUAAUCAGUCAGUUGAAACCGAUAGAGCGGUAUGCGGUGAACUUCCUUGAGGCAGAAUACAAACCCGAGUUCGAAGAGGAAGUUAGAGAAGCGGAGGCGGUGAUCGAGCAAAAGAGGGAAGACUGGGUGAGAGCUCACAAUCAAGCUCUCAGCAAUGGCGAUGCGAACAACGGUGUCGACGAGAAUUCCGUGCGAUUAGAUGACGAUUUCUAUGGGAAUGGAAUGCUGUUAGAUGAGGUACGGUCACGACGUAGAGGCCGUGUCUCAGCCUCGGCUGGAACAACCGGUACACGCGCAGUGCCGUCUCGCCAUUCUAGUCGUUUAGCAACACCGCAAGUAAAGCCUUCUUCUCCUCCUAGAAAAACUCUGUCAGGUCGCCGUGUUAUUGCUCCAAACUCGCUUACUGCUUCACUUUCUUCUUCUCAUAGCUUACGCUCUUCAUCUGCGCCCACUGCAAGAAGGUCUGCUGCUCAAACUGCUGCUCGAUCAGCUGUUCGCAAGGCUACGGCGAGGGUUUCUGCUCGACGAAAUCGGUCGCUGAAAGAGGAAUCUGAUGAACCUAGCUCCCCUACAAGCUCAUCACCAACGCCUGCCAAUAACGAGAUGAGGAAACGACGUGGAAGGCCAUCCCGUAAGUCUUCGGCUUCAGAGGACGCAGUCGCACAAGAGCCGCCUUCUACACCUGUGGAGAAUACUGCAAAACAAGAACAGCCACCUUCUCCUGAAACAGUUAAACAGGAAAUUGUGGUAAAGACCAAAGCACCCCCUGUUGUUUCACGAAGCACUGCCACACUAACAUCGGCGUCGUUCUGCGUUCGUCCAGCGACCAUUGUGGGCUCAGUGCUUACUACGCCAGCACCGCCGUCACAGCCACAUCAUCCUACUACCUCUUCGUCGCCGUUUAAAACUCCUAUCCCACCGCAACGCUUCCCUGUGCGCACGUUAUCGCGGCACUCACAGCUUUCUCUUCCUCAUUCCUCCUCUCUCUCUUCCAUAACUACUGCUCGUGCUUCUUUCCAAUCGUCUCCCAUGCGACUUCCCGUGCGGGUACUGCAGUCUCCUCCAUCGACUUCACGCCAGUCUAGUCAUCCUGUAGGCGUCAGUGUUUCGCCUCUACAAUCCUCACCACCGCUGCUUGUCCGACGAGCAAAUACUAUUACUCGUGUUUCUCUACCGGUGUUCGCAUACAAUCAUGGAUUCCUAGAUGAAGUCAUGCCGAUGUGGACGCCUUUUCCCACGCCACCUCUGUCGGAUACCGAUAACGACAUUUACUUCGACGAUUGCCUGGAUCUGCUUUAUGAUCGCGAUUUUAUGCCGGAAGAGAAGUUACCGUCGGAAAUUUAUGAGUUGCACAGUUCCCUGAACAAACCUGCUAGUCCAGUGAAACAACCUGCCCCUCCACCUGCUCCUCCUCCACAUAACACUCAGCAGUCAUCGUCAGAUGCAGCAGUGAUGAGCUUGUUGAAUGCACUUCACAAUCCGCCCAAUUCUUACACUCCACCACCAGCUUCGUAUAGCCCUACACCAUACUCACCAGCAGAAUUCGACCAGUACAUGCAAGGCUAUAAUGCUGUAGCUGAUAACCGUGUAUCAAAAAAGGAGCGGCGUGCGUUACCACGCCAACUGGAACAGAAGGGGCGAGAGCUCAUGCGGCCUGUAACUCCACCUCCAGCCGUCCGGGAAGAGUACGAUUAUGAAGGUCCGGAAUGGAACAUCAUCGAGGAUCAGGCGUUGUUGACGGCUAUUCGAAAUGAAGAGCUGAUGUGCCACAGUUUUGAAAGAAUGAAGACCUCCUUGCGGUACAAUUGGGAAUACAUUUCUGGAUUCGUUAACCGUGUCACGCGAUUCUACAGAUCUCCUCGACAGUGCUCAAUCCGGUAUCAAAUGGUUGUGAGACCACGUGAAAGUGGUCAGUUGAUGGUUGUGGAUCCAUUGACAAAGAAACCUCGUAAGGUGCCGUUGACUUCAGCUGAGAUUGUUCACUUACGCAAAGGGCGUGUCUCGACCGAUCUCCAGUACGCACAUGAUGCUGAAAGAAUACGUGAAUCGUCGAUGAUUGGUCGAUUACGCUUGAUCGAUUCAUUGGCAGAGAAACAGAAUUCGUACAAGUGCGCAAGGCGACCAAUCGAUCAGCGCUCUUUGGAACCGAGCGGACGUUUACCACCAGCUCAGGAAAGUCGGCUUGCUGCUAUGAACAUUCGCUUCCCGACUGGUCUUUCCCCGCAGGAAAUCUUGUCAAAUCUGGAAGAAAAGCGAAUGGCCCAGGAAGCGGCCAAAAAGAAAUUGGCCGAGCAGCAGGCCAACAAUGAGCGUCCGUCUAGGAUGCCAAUUGUGAUAUCAGUUCCUCAGCUUGUGCUACCAAGUCCACCGGCUAUUCAGCAGUCCAUGGCGCAGGAUCUUACUAUGAAUGUCAUGCCGCAAUCGCAUUCACCUGUUGGUGGAAUGCGUCGCACUGCAUCACAUCCGUCAGCUGGGGUUGCGUUGGGCAGCAGUUUACAACAUGCGCAGGGGUCAGGAUCCAACACCCAACAUAAUUAUGUGGUCGUCAGUCAGGACUCCCUCCCGCCUUCAUCACGCAUGCAAUUUGUCACCCGGACGGCAGAUGGCAUGGCAAUCGGCCAAGGUGGUCAGCCUGUCUAUCGUUCCAUUUCGAACACUUCGCAAACAAAACGCACUCCACCAACAACGCCGUCGCUUAGUCGGGUACAGGGUAGUUACAUGACGAACGUUCAGACGGUGUCAGGUAACAGUCAGCUGUUCCAACCGGGUGCAAACACAGUCGGUGGCGCACCAAGAGGAAGAGUUAUGCAAAGGCCCGCUGCUCCUCGGAUGUUCGUCCAACAAGCCCCCCAGUCCGGUGAUCGUUCAUAUGUCGUUCCUCAACAGCAAAUUCGGAUGGUUUCUACGCAACGCCUCCCUCCUCCGAAGAGAACCAUCGGACAAAAAGCACCGAUGACCGCUGUUAUGGUGCCUUCACGAGCCGGGCAACCGCAUCAACUACGUGCUGUUCCGAGAGGAUUCACCCAGGGAACGCGGAUUAUGAAUGUGGUCAUGGCGCCGAGUAGUAGUGUAGCCACAUCUAGUUCGUCACAAUCGCUUCCAAUCCCAUCAACAAGUCAGCCCGGUGGAGGAGCUAUGACGGCUUCCGCCCCAACAGUUCGACAUCCAUCUCCUUUCUCUGAAGCGACUGGCGUCACUGUCAAGAGACAACUGUUGGCGCAAAAUCGACAGCUAGGUCCUGCUUCGCGAGGCGCAUCUCCACAGACGGUUGCUCAGGUGGUAAUCGCACCUCCCCAGCAAACCGCAGGCGAAGAGCCAUCACCGUCUACACCAGUCCCAACUGCAGCUCCGACAUCUGCUCCAGCUCCGUCUUCAGCUACGCCUUCUACUUCUGCUUCUGUCUCUGCCUCGAUUUCCGGUUCUGCUCCCGCUCCAUCGCAGUCAUCACAGGGAGAAGAUCUGCCUCCGACAGUUGCGAGGCAACAGACCUCAUCUCCUCACAACUCGUGA